Messenger RNA from Ustilaginoidea virens, 3444 nucleotides. RefSeq lists its product as uncharacterized. The coding region runs from base 1 to 3444 and encodes 1147 amino acids. The transcript is spliced from 2 exons. NCBI's taxonomy places the organism in Eukaryota, Fungi, Ascomycota, Sordariomycetes, Hypocreales, Clavicipitaceae. Gene Ontology annotation, molecular function: protein binding. The record is from RefSeq and is a predicted model, not a curated record.
AUGGAUGGUCUCAAACAUAGCAACAGCGGCAUCCCCCGCACAUCUCGACUCCCAGUCCCUCGCUCAGCAAUCCCCAAGCCUGCUUCGCCAACCUCGACAACACCGCUUCGGCCCCAGGCUUCUAGAGACAGCUUCGACGGCGGAGAGCUACAUGUCCCCAAAGUUCGGGCGAAUGCGUCGCGAGACGAGUUCCGCCAAAGAAAGCAAGACGCCAAUGGCUCGCACAGCCCAUUACGAAAGGCCUUCUCGCGGGAUCAACUACGCUCAAGCCAGCAGCAAAUACCAAAGUCUAGAUCGCAAAUCGACUCGCUAGCAACUAGUCCCGGCGUUGGCCAUCUUCAAAAGCAAGCCAGCAUGUCCAGUGCCCAGCCAUGGAUCAUGGGAAGCCUCUCCGGCCUGGUCGACCUGGUCGAACAUGAUUCCUCUGGCACCUGUGCUUCGCAGAAUCGACUGCCUCAAAAGCAAGCAGCCCCAUCGCGCGAUACAACCGGCAUACGUGACCUCGUAGGAGAUGGCUUGGUCAACGAGAUUGAUACUGCGCAGACGCCAAGCACCAGCAGGAGCAGACCUCGGCCGUCUUUGACUGAACGCACUAUGGAGACGUUGGCCCAAGUACCCACCUCGCCCGCGUUGAGUAAGCGACCGUCGUCCUUCUUCGACCAGGUUCGCCCAAUAUCGCAAGCCGGAAGUGCAAGUCUGCGGCCUGGAUCCAGCUACAGCUCGGAAUCCUCGGCACGAGCAUCGUCUGGGCAAGGCAGCCGGCCAGGAUCAAGCGCUGGCCUGGAUGAUGCUGCCACGUCGGCCUUUCGAGGCGGCGUGGCCUCUUUCAAGAGCAGCCUCUCUACAAUCAGCGGUACUCCUCGAAGAGCGUCUGGCUUUGGCAUCCCAAAACCGACCCAGAAGGAGGCCACGCCAAGCCGUGCGCGAAUCCCCUCUGCUACAAAGCCGACCACUAUCAGCGUGCCAUCCAUGCCUGUACCAGAUGCAGCUCGGAGCCCGAGUCUGGACAAAAGGGCUUUCGGGCCGGUUCCAUCCAGGUCUGGCGGCAAAACAAUGGCAGCGCGACCAACAAAGCCUAGGCCCUCUGCAACUGGACUUUUCAAGAAGACGUCGUUGCCUUCUCUGGUAGACUCUGCAGCUGCCACGGAGACGGCAUGGGGUGAAUCCGAUGCCCUGCCUUUGCCCAAAGCAUCCGUGUCGGCCGCCAAAGGACUCUCGCCAUUGACAAACCGAAAGUCAUCCGCAGCAUUGCGAGAACAAAUUGCAAAAGCCAAGGCAGCCAAGCGUGCGGCCUCGAGGCAAGCAUCAUCCAACCAAGAGAUGGCCACGGAGUUUGACGCGCCCAUUAUGUGCAGUGAUGGAUAUGGUCCAGAUUUGCCGCACGAUGAUCCGUUCAACCUGCGAAAAGGCGAGAAUCCCGGGGCCAAGGUGCUGCAGCAACGCGUCGAAUCGGCGAGAACUACGGGGAGACUGAACAUAGCCGCCCUUGGAUUGAAGGAGAUUCCCCACCAAGUGAUGAAAAUGUAUGACCUGGAGAGUGUCGGCAGCUACGGUGGCAACUGGGCUGAAAGCGUAGAUCUGACGAGGCUCGUCGCCGCCGACAAUGAAAUCGAAGCCCUCGAUGACGCCGUCUUUCCAGAUUCAGCUCCUGAUAUGGCAGGCGCGCAAGACGCUGGAGAGGAAGAACCCCAAGGCAACAUAUUCGGCGGGCUGGAGACGCUGGACUUGCACGGGAACCUGUUGCUGAAUGUACCUCUGGGCUUCCGCAGGCUUCUCCACCUCACAUCGCUCAACCUCUCCUCGAACAGGCUGGAAAACAGCAGCUUCGAUGUCAUUGCUCAAAUGACUUCUUUGAGAGACCUCAGGCUAUCCAAGAAUCGGUUUUCUGGCACACUGAGCUCGGCAUUGUCGAAUCUCAAAGCAAUUGAGAUGCUCGAUGUUCAUGGAAACGGCAUAUCAGCCUUGCCUGAUUGCAUGGAUCAGCUGUCGCGCUUAAGGAUCUUGAAUGCCAACGAGAACAAGCUGCAAUCUAUUCCUUUUGAUAGCCUGUCCAAACUUCCGUUGACAGAGCUUUCAGUCAGGAAAAACAAGCUGUCUGGGGUUCUUUUCGAGCCGUCCAUCGAAGCGCUACCCCUCUUGCAGCUGCUUGACGCGUCAGGCAAUCAAUUGACUCAUCUGACUGCUGCCGAUGCAAAAAUCAGCCUCCCGGCGCUCCACUCGCUGUGCCUGUCGGUGAAUCGGCUGCAGUCCCUGCCUGACAUGACGACUUGGACCAGCCUUCUUACCUUGGCCGUGGACGAGAACCACGUAGCCUCUAUUCCCGACAAUUUCACAACACUUCAGAAGCUACGGCAUGCGGAUUUCGCAAGCAACGAUAUCCGCACGAUCCCCCCCGAGAUUGCUCGGAUGCAAGGCUUGUCCAUGCUCCGCCUGACGGGUAACCCGCUCAGGGACCGAAGGCUGAUAUCUGCCUCGACCGACGAGCUAAAGGAGGUUCUGGCAGCUCGACUGGAACCCCCGCCCCCGUAUCAGGAGCCCAACGAAAACUCGACGCUUGUAGAACUGAUGGGCGGCCACGUCGAAAGGGGCAGGCAGUCCAAGGAUGCUGCUGGCUUUCCCCUGGUAACAAGGUGCGAUGAAGAUGCCGGAUCCGACGUGGACGACGACUUUACCACGCCACCGACGUCUGCGCCGCACACACCCACGCGGACGCGCUCGGAAACAGUUGUCAAGGACGUGUGGUUCGUCAAGCCAGGGGGCCUCUUGGACCUGUCAGGAUCCAACCUGUCCGACCUAAACGCGGAUACCUGCUCCGCGGUUGCCUGCCAGAACCAAGUGCGUCAGGUUCAGCUUCAUCACAACCCCCUCCAAGCCAUACCGAUGGCCCUCGCAGCGUUUGGCUCGACUCUGUCAGUGCUGUCCCUGGCGCAUAUGCAGCUGUCGGGCGGCUCCUAUCUCUCGGCGACCCUGGAACUGCCAGCCCUGCGGGAACUGAGCCUCGUGUCGAAUCAGAUUACAAGCUUGGCGCCAUUGACGGAGCAGCUGGACGCUCCGGCCUUGGAGAAGCUCGACGCUGCCCUCAACCGGAUGACGGCGCUUCCGCCCGACUUGAAGCAGUCCUUUCCACAGCUUUCGGUCCUGCUGGCACCCAACAACCAGCUGGCAGAGCUGGAUCCGGAGAGCAUUCGAGGGCUGAAGAUUGUCGACGUGUCCAGCAACGACAUUGGGCAGUUGAAUCCGCGGCUGGGUCUCCUUGGUGGCGCCGGCGGUUUGCAAAGGCUUGAGCUUUCCGGCAAUCGGUUCAGGGUACCGAGAUGGAGCAUUCUGGAGCGAGGCACGGAGGCUACGCUGCGGUGGCUGCGGGGUCGGCUGCCCGCUGAAGAUGAAGAGAUGGAGGCUUGGAGGAUAGCCAACGGCGAAGCAGGGCAGCAAGAAGCAGAUUGA